AUGCAGCUUUCCAUUCCGAUUUACAAUGAUGCGUCAUUCACAGAAGCGAAGCAGCUCAACAACUUGUUUCUGCCAGCAUUCUGGAUUGGAAUUGAAGUAGUGAUGAGGGACUACGCCCAUAACUACAUUUAUUUCAAUACAAAAGAGUUGCCGAGUAUAAUUCUCGGGAUCGGCAUUGGAUGUGUGGUUGCGUCAGCAGUUGCAGCGCUGACUUGGGUGUUCUUCAAACUUCGAUCACGACGUAAUCGAGCUGGUGUCCAUUUUGAGGCCGUGGCGCGUAGCGAACUAUGGACUAAAUAA
Messenger RNA from Strongylus vulgaris, 300 nucleotides. Lineage: Eukaryota; Metazoa; Nematoda; Chromadorea; Rhabditida; Strongylidae. The record is from the annotation of a GenBank genome assembly.